AAAAUAGAAGCAGCUAAAAUAGAAGCGGAAAAAAUAGAAGCAGCUAAAAUAAAAGCAGACGAAGAAGCCAAAAGAAAAGAAGCCAAAAGAAAAGAAGACAAAGAAGACGAAGAAGCUAAAAAAAAAGAAGCCAAAAGAAAAGAAGAAGAAGAAGAAGCUCAAAAACUAGCUGACCAAGUUCAAGAUCAGGCAAGUGGAGCACAAGAAAUGGUUCAAAAAGCUCAAACAAUAGUUCAAUUAGCAAAAGUAUUACAUGAUGGGGAAAAAAAACAAGAACAACUAGAUGAAACAGACAAACUAUUUCAACGAGUUGAAAAUCAAGCAAAUGAAUUAAAAGAACUAGCUCGAAAACUUGGAGAGGAAGCAAAUGAAUUAAAAGAACUAGCUCAAAAGACUGGAGACGAAAAAGUUGAAGAUCUGCAAACUAAAAUACAAAAUCUACUUGAAAAAUUUAACAAGCUAGCAAGCGAACCAGAAAAACUAAGCGAAAAAACCAAGAAUUUAGCACGCGAAGCAAAAAAACUGGCCCAAGAAGUAGCAAAAAAACUAGCCGACCAAGCUCAAUAUCAGGCAAGUGGAGCACAAGAAAUAGUUCAAGUUAUACAAAGGCUAAUUGGAUUAAAAAAAGUACCAUAUGAUGGGAAAAAAAGACAAGAACAACUAGAUGAAACAGACAAACUAUUUCAACGAGU
Mitosporidium daphniae is the source of this 692-nucleotide messenger RNA. RefSeq lists its product as uncharacterized. The record is from RefSeq and is a predicted model, not a curated record. The annotation marks the transcript as partial. The transcript has a single exon. NCBI's taxonomy places the organism in Eukaryota, Fungi, Microsporidia.